Molecule: messenger RNA, 3719 nt
Organism: Sardina pilchardus (European sardine)
Lineage: Eukaryota; Metazoa; Chordata; Actinopteri; Clupeiformes; Clupeidae
Product: BICD family-like cargo adapter 1
Exons: 10
Coding region: 193-1782 (529 amino acids)
Biological process (GO): Golgi to secretory granule transport; vesicle transport along microtubule
Source: RefSeq, a predicted model, not a curated record
GAGAGCGACCCAUUUUCUCACCCGACGUCUGACGAAUAGGUUUAGUUUUCUGAGGGCAGUGGACUGGUACUGAUAUACAAAACCGUUUCAGUUGCGAUAUUUAGGAUAGGCUACGAUAGAUGUUUUCUGAGUUUAGCGUUUAAAUAAAUAAGCCUGAAAGAGAAAGCGAGAACUUUCUCGCUAACUACAGUCAUGAGUCGAGUAGUAGAUGUGAGUCUGAAAUCACACAAAAUGGGUUUGGAGGAGGAUUUCUAUUCGUUUGAUUUUGACAACGAAGAGAUACCUGUGUAUCAGAACCAGGACGAAAUCCUGGCUGCUCUGAGGCAGAAAGAGGAAGAGGUUAUUUUGGCAGCGCAACUGGGGAACGCACUACUUUUGGAGAAUCGUCAGUUAAAAGAGGAGGUUGACAAACUGCACGAGCAGUACACGGACAAACUGGAGGUUCUGGAGCAGGGUCGGCAUGAGCUGCGUCUGAAGCUGGAGGGCUGUGAGGCGCAGAGGGAGGGUCAGGUGUCGGAGCUGGAGCGCGACGUCAGGGAGCUGAGCGGCCAGGCACAGCAGCUCCGCACGCAGCUCAGCCAGGCCCAGCGGGACCGCCGCCGCCACCAGCAGGAGCACAGCGAGCUCAGCCAGCGCCUCCGCCAGCAGCUGCAGGACGCGAUGGAUGCAGAGCAUGCCGUGAGUGCGGAGCUUCAGACACUGAGGCAGGAAGUGAGGGAGAGUGGACACUCCAGACCUCAGGACGAGGAGCUACUCAGUGCCAUGAGAGAGCAGGUGGCGCGUCUGACAGAGAAGGACCAGGCUUUGGAGCAGCGUCUGCAGUGUGUGUGUGAAGAGAACUCGGAGCUGAAGGAAAACCUGAGUUCAUUACACACACGCCUCACACUACACGAACAACAGAGCCAGCAGCACAUUCAACAGCUGGCAGAGGCGUGGCGUGAGGUGGAGGUGGCACGUGGGCGGAGUCAGGAGCUGCAGUGCCAGGUGGAGGUGCUGCAGGAGGAGGCGUCCAUGCAGGAGGGGAGCCAUGGCAACGCAUCGCUCCUCUCAGAGCUGGAGCUCAGUCUAGACACCCUGGGCCUCGGCACAGACAGACAACAGCUCACACAGGAAGUUGAGUCCAUCCUGAGGCUUCUACUUCCUCUAACGCAAAACCCCCAGGAGGUGGGCGGCGGGCAGAAUGACCUGCAGGGCAUGGUGGCACAGCUGAAGAGCCUGGCACAGGAGCUCACACAACAACACACAUCUCAGCAGCAGCUGAGAGGCUCCAUUGUGGAGGUGGGGAGUGACCAGGCGGAGAGGCCGGCCCAGAUACAGGAGCUCAAGGAUCAGGUGUGUGUGCUGCAGGAGGAGAAUCGUGAGCUGAGGUUGCUGUCGGAGCGCUGCAGGGUGGAGGAGGAACACCUCCAUCAGGCCAUCAGAGACCGAGACGAGGCCAUAUCAAAGAAGACCCUGAUGGAGGCGGAGCUUAUGCGCAGCAAGAGCGAUAUGAUGAGUCUGAAUAACCAGCUGCUGGAGGCCAUUCAGAGGAAGCUGGAGCUCUCACAGGAGCUGGAGGCAUGGCAGGACGAUAUCCAGGUGAUUCUUAACCAGCAGCUGCGGACGCAGCAGCAGUGUGACCAGAGCCAGAGGAAGCCGGUGGCGGCUCACCCACUCUCCUUCCUGCGCCGCUCCCGCCGCCUCUCCAGCGCGCCCGUCUGCGUCUCCCAGACAACCACCACCGCCGCCGCCGACCGCAACGGACCCUCGCCCUGGAGGGACUGGCUCAAGAGGGGCAAAUGAGCUGUGCUAAUUGCCCCUUGCCCCGUCGUAAACCUGAACAAGAACCCCGGGGGGCAAAUCAGCUACUCUAACUUCCUACCCCCCUCAUAAACUUGUGACUGCACCAGGGGUAGGUGAACGGCGCCAAUUGCCCCCCUGCUAGAUGAACACUAGAUGAACUGUACCCGGGGCAAGUGAGCCGUAUUACCUGCCCCUGCAGAAACUACACAGACUGCACCAGUGGCAAGUACUGUAGGCAGCCCCAUCUGCCCCUAAUAAGGUGAGAAAAAGUGCAUCACCACAUGCCCCCAUGCGAAACACACAAACUGCACCAGGGGGCAUGUACCAUCUGCAGUCCUCAGAGAGCAGACGAGCAGUAAGACACACCAUCUGCCCCCGUGGAGGCCAAGCCAACUGCACCAAGGGCGAUAGCGCCACACCAUCUGCCCCAACACAUGCAUGAAGUAGCUGCACCAGGGGCAGUUGGGAGGGGGGGGGGGGGGGGGGCAGAUAUCCCCCAUGCCGCUCAAGUGCGGCAGCCACUGGAAAAUCGGCUGGCCGUGAACAUGAGUGCGGCUGGUGCUAGGGGCUAUUUGGACACAAUGGGAGAGAGCCCUGAAGCUCACUCUCUCUGACAGUUCUCAUGAGUUAGAGCACUACCAAGUAUCCUGGAGUCCACUGUUUCACAUGGGCAGACCUGAGAAGAUGUGCUUCUCCAAGAAGAAUGAAGGAACGGAAUGCCUUAUCCUGGUGGUUUGGAUCGCCACACCUCAAAGAAUGUUUCUUUUUUUUAUUUUUUCUCCUGAUCAUAAGGUUCAAAUAAGUUCUAUUUUGUUGUAUGAAGCUGUAUUAUUUGAUAAUAUAAAUGUUAUGUUAGAUUAUGAUUCAGUCAGUAUUUGUAUUUAUUUCUCCCUGUUAUUUUGAUUAAAAGUAAGGGAACAAGCAUCGCUGAUCAAAGCAUGUGCAUGUCGGGCAUGCACUUCCUAACGGUGCUGUCAACUUAUGUUGAACUUAACACUGUAUUUUCCAAGAUGGCUGACUUGGCCCUGCAAUAUCCUAUCAAUGUGCUUCUGACUAUUCCCAGAGAUUAUUGUGUGCACACAACAAAGCCUUACUCCAGACACUACUCACAUCUUUGAACUGUGAUUGGCUAGAGUGUAUUUUUUCAAACCAAUUUUGAACGUUGUUAUAUAAGAUUUCAGUGCACUUGUAUUAGGUCAGAAAGUGUGUUGCAGGUGAAACACACUAUGCUAAGAUCAACCUGCCUUUCUACUGAAGUCCAAUGAACAAACUCACACGAACACAUUGGCCAGGAGUCCCUCCAACCUUAGAACCCCACUAGGGUCUUGUAAAAUAGCCAUACCACACUACUGAGACGCCAGAGACGCACGAGGGCUUUCUCACACUUUCUCACGCUCACCGGGCUCUUUGCUACAGGCACUGAGAGUCUUCAUCUUUUUUCCCGUUUGCCAUGAUGCUGUAUGCUUCCAGCUCCAGGGUUAGGUGAUAGACAUCUCUGUUGCAGCUGCUGAAGCCAUUUCCUCAGUGAUUCCUGUAUGUGACUCCAUCACUGAUCUAUAAAGAUGGUUCUGUAUAGAUCAGUGGACUCCAUCAGUUGUCAAUCAACAGGAACAGUCUGAUCUGCAUGCAUAAGGAUACCAGUCACAUCCAUAUUUGCUGUAGGCCUACAGCAUAAUGUCUAGCUUACUCACAUUUCAACACAUGCUGGUCACAGUUAAACUACUGAUUUGGUUAGUUCAUGUGUCUUUUUUUUUUGUUAAAGCAAACUGUCUAAUGUUGUAAUAAUGUUGAAAAAGAAAUGACGACUGACUAUUUGUAGUACUUAUUUGGUGAUAUUUGUAGUAUGUUGAUCUUUGAGAUGCAUGGGAAGGUGUUUAUGUAGUACUGUCCUGAGAAGCACAUGUGAAUGCCUUACACUGUGAAAUAAAGUCAGUUUU